Messenger RNA from Closterium sp. Naga37s-1, 849 nucleotides. The record is from the annotation of a GenBank genome assembly. NCBI's taxonomy places the organism in Eukaryota, Viridiplantae, Streptophyta, Zygnematophyceae, Desmidiales, Closteriaceae.
AUGAUCGCGAAGAAGAAGCAGAAGAAAAUCGCAGCGAAGACAGCCGCGGAAGAAGCGACGAAAGCCAAUCAGAGCACGCGAGUCGUCCACGUGGGGCUUAUCCCGAAGAGCGAGUUGCAGGGGAAAGCGGCGGGCGCGUUAGCGGGGGCACUGCAGGGGAAGGCAGUGGUGGGGUUUAAGAAGGAGAAGGUUCUGGUGCUGUCGUCGCGAGGCAUUGUGUACAGGUACCGCCAUCUAAUGGAGGACAUCACGGCGCUGUUGCCGCACAGCAAGAAGGAGCCCAAGGUGGACGUGGCUCGCGGCCGUCAGCUCAACGAGGCUCUUUCUGAGCUCAUGGACUUACGGGGCUGCUCCCUGUGCCUCUUCUUCGAGAUGCGCAAGCAGAGAGACCUAUACCUGUGGCUAAGCAAGGGGCCCUCGGGUCCUUCCGUGAAGUUUCUCGUCAGUGCAGUGCACACAAUGGAGGAGCUCAAGCUAACGGGCAACCACCUCAAGGGCUCGCGUCCCUUCCUCACCUUCUCGCCCUCGUUCGACCGCCUGCCCUUCCUCUCCGUUCUCAAGGAGCUCUUCAUCCAGACGUUUGCAACCCCCAAGGGCCACCGCAAGUCGAAGCCAUUCUACGAUCAUGUGCUCACAUUCACCUACCUGGAUGGCCGCAUCUGGUUCAGAAACUACCAAAUAUGCAUUCCUGGAGCAGAGGGGGCAGCGAGAAUCGAUGACAUCACGAUGGAGAAGAUGUCGCUGGUGGAGGUGGGACCUCGCUUCUGUUUAAAUCCCAUUCGUGUGUUCUCUGGCACAUUCGGUGGGCCCACUCUUUAUGAGAAUCCAAGUUACAUUUCACCAAAUAAG